AUGGAGAAAGCUAUACAACAAAUCGCCCAAACAAUGGAGCGACAGCUCGAUUUUGAGCUGGAAAAGCUAGAUGCUCUGGAUGGUGGUGACCUUGAAGCUAUUCGUCAACAGCGCUUAAAUGAGAUGAAACAACGUGCUAAGCAAAAACAAGAGUGGCUGGCUAAUGGUCAUGGUGAAUAUACAGAGAUAGAUGGAGAAAAGGAAUUUUUUACUGUAUGCAACAAGAGUGAGAACCUCGUAUGCCAUUUCUAUAGACAUGAUUCACCUAGGUGUCGCAUAUUUGACAUGCACCUUAAGAUCUUGGCCAAAAAGCAUGUUGAGACUCGAUUCAUUAAGAUGGAUGCUGAGAAAGCACCAUUUCUAACUGGCCGUCUCAAAAUACGUGUAAUACCAACUCUUGCAUUAGUGAAAGCAAAUAAGACAAAGGAUUUUGUGGUUGGAUUCACUGAUCUUGGUAACCGAGAUGACUUCUCCACAGAUAUGCUCGAGUGGAGGAUCGCCAGGUCAGAAGUGAUCGAAUAUUCUGGAGACAUUCUAACACCACCUUCUGAGGGUAAAAAGAAGUCCGUACAUAUCCAAAGUAAGAAGGCUAUAAGGGGAACAAAGGACUCUGAUUCAGAUCUUAGUGAUUGA
Molecule: messenger RNA, 633 nt
Organism: Pieris macdunnoughi
Lineage: Eukaryota; Metazoa; Arthropoda; Insecta; Lepidoptera; Pieridae
Source: the annotation of a GenBank genome assembly